Molecule: messenger RNA, 7695 nt
Organism: Owenia fusiformis
Lineage: Eukaryota; Metazoa; Annelida; Polychaeta; Sabellida; Oweniidae
Source: the annotation of a GenBank genome assembly
AUGCAACCUAGAAGCCCUAGAGUAGGAGCAAGACUUAGUUGUCGAGUCGCAUCGGGUCUUAUAAUUUGCAGAAAAGUUACAUGUACAAUGGGUGUUUUUACUGGAUGUCAAAUCGUGCUUGAUGUCUCAACAGCAGUUCGCUAUAAAGAGAAACAGUCACUGAAAAAGUUGGUGACUGAUAAUGAUGGAAUAAUAUCAUUCAUUCUUACAAACAAGAGUUCUUGUGUCGUGGCAGACUCUAAUGAUCAGGCUCUCAACUCUUACAAAUGUCGCACAGCUUUAGAUCGUGGUAUUCCAAUUGUUUCUACUGCAUUCCUCAAACAGUCUGUGGAGCAAGAAAAGUUACAAGAUUUUGACUUGUACCUCCUUGCAGGGAAAACUAAGGCAGAAGAGCUGAGUACUGGAAAGAUCGUUGCAAACAAAAAUCAAAGCAAUGUGAAAAAGAAGCGGAAAACAGAAUACUUUGAUAUCAAGAAAAUCAAAGUAUGGCCAUCUGAUGAUAAAGACCAACCAUUCUUUGAUGAAACUGAUUAUACUAUUGUUAAACAUGUAUUUUUAAGGAAAUAUGACAAAAAGAAUUCAACUGAGAAGUUUUGCAUCAUUGAACUUCAUAGCUAUUCAAGAGGACAGAAUGCUGUAGAUUCACAGUACAGGGUGUCAUUACAAUCUGGCUCAUUCCAUCUAGGCACAAACAUUGAGCUUCCAACAGAUGUAAAUACAGAAUACAGGUAUUGCAGUACACCUGAGAUUGCAAUUCACACCUAUGCACACCUGUACAAUAAAUUCACUAAGCUACCAGAAGGGAUGACCAGGAUGUACAACUCGACUGUACCAGCUCAUUGGAAACAUCUUGGAUCGACUAGACUGCAACGGUUGAGGUCUGAAUUGGGUGUAUGGAACAGUGAACUCCCCAGUGAUGUAUCGGAGCUCGUUGACCAUAUAUGGAAGGAGGCAUCUGGUGUACUAGAUGAAGUGCUGGGCAUCCCUGUUGAAUCAAUUAAAGUUGACCAAGUAGAGAAAGCAGAGGGUUUGUUGCUACAGCUGAAACUGGGCAUUGUAAAGGAAAGUGAAAGUGCUGACAUUAGCAGUCUUUCAAAUGAGUUCUACGACUGUAUACCACAUCAACCUGAUCACAAGAUAGAGAUCAACUCCAAGAGACUGAUUGCCAAAAAGCAAGACCUUUGCCAGUUGAUCAGGGAUAUGAUAGCAAUGAGUGAGGCCACAAACUGGAAGAAAACUGACAGUAUUAGUGCGAAGUACAGGGCUCUGAGAUGUAACAUUGAAUCAACAGAUGCAACAGAGGCAAAAGAUAUCACUGAUCUGUUUUACUUGAGAUUUGAGGAGUUUGAUUGUAAAGCUAAAGUGAAGAAUGUAUUCAAAAUAAGGAGGGCACCAGAGGAGGACAACUUUACCCACAAUAUCUCAAACAAAAAGCUGCUGUUCCAUGCCUCAAUCCCCCACAAUUUUGUUGGAAUUUUAUCAAGGGGUCUUCUGCUACCAAAUGUAAUAGUAGAUGAUUACGGGGGAACCAGAACUGACGCUGGGAUGCUUGGGAGUGGUAUUUACUUUGCCCUGUCUUCAAGCACAAGUGCCAAAUAUUCCUCACCUAGUGCUAAUAAGGGAACAAGAUUCCUAUUGGUCAAUGAAGUUGCUCUUGGUAAAUGCAAAGAGUAUGUGACCUUUCACACUGAGCUCAAAGCUCCACCUAGUGGCUAUGACAGCACACAUGGUGUCAAAGGGAAGGAUGAAUAUCCAACUGAUUUUAAGGAUGAUGAGUAUGUGAUCUACAACCCUCAACAGCAGCGCAUAAAAUACCUGAUUGAGUUCAGCCUUCCUGAAGAUACUGUGAAAGAGCAACCACUUGCUGCUGUAACAUGGGGGACUGAUGUACCAACUGAUGUAGACAUGGAUGAUGAAAAUGAUGAUUCUGAGCCAAAUAAGGAUAUAGGUCUGGAUGACAUCAAGAAUAUAUCAGACCCCAUGGACAAUGUUCAGGCAGGUUUACAAUCAGAUGGUGAAGCACCAGUUCCUUUACAAUCUGUGCAUAUCAGAGCUGAACUUGUAGAUCUUGCUGCAAAGGUUGUUGUACUGCAGGAGUACAGGAAUGAAAGCAAUGUUCCCAUAGAAGCCAAAUAUGUGUUCCCUCUAAAUGACAUGUGUGCAGUGGUGGGCUUUGAAGCAUUCAUUAAUGGCAAACACAUCAUUGGAGAGGUGAAGGAGAAAGAGGUUGCCCACAAGGAGUACAAGAAAGCCAUCAGUGAGGGACAUGGGGCUUACCUGAUGGACCAAGAUGUUGAGACACCUGAUGUAUUCACAGUAAGUGUAGGCAACCUACCAGCUCAGGCCAGUGUUCUUAUUAAGAUCACAUAUGUUGCUGAACUACAAGUUGAGGGAGACAACAUAUGUUUCACCCUACCUGGCAGUGUAGCACCUUGGAAGAAGGAGACUGCCCUAGAUGAGAAAACACAGUCUGAUGUACAUACAGUGAAAGUAGAUAAGGACGAGUCAGACUAUGUCACUGUACAGGUGUCUGUACGUAUGCCCUUCAACAUACAUACACUACACUGCCCAACACACAAGGUCAAAAUGAAGCAAACUGCUGACAAAGCUGUAGUUGAACUCCAGAAGAAUCAACAACUUGGAGAGGGGUUCACCCUCCUUAUUGGGUUAGCAGAAAUUCAUGUACCAAGAAUGUGGGUGGAGGAACACCCAGAUAAAGACAGUCAGGCAUGUAUGCUGACAUUUUACCCUGAGUUUGAGGCUGUGUCUGAUGAAAGCUAUGAAAUAAUAUUCAUGUUGGAUGUAUCUAACUCAAUGAAGGGAGCAGCCCUUCUUGAUGCUAGGAAAAUACUAUUGCUCACUCUCCAGCAUCUGCCACAGGGAUCAUCCUUCAAUGUUGUUUUAUUUGGAACAGGUUUUGAAGAACUUUUCCCAUGCAGCGUGCAAAAUACAAAAGCCAAUAUGAAGCUAGCCCAAGAAUUUAUCAAGAAUGCCAAAGCAGACCAAGGGAACACAGAAGCCUCUAGACCCCUACAGACAUACUUGCUGCUGGCCCCAACAGAGAACAUACGAAACAUCAUGCUCUUAUCAGAUGGCCAUAUUAACAACAGUGAUUCUACAUUACAUGCUCUAAAGUGUAAUUGCAAACAUACCAGGCUGUUUUCUAUGGGAGUAAGUGGGACUGCUAACAAGCACAUGUUGAGAGCACUGGCCAGUGCAGGUGCUGGAGCAUUUGAGUUCUUUGACAGUAAAAGAAAAUCUAAGUCGGAAAAUAAGAUCAAGAGUCAACUGUCCAAGGCAGGGCAGCCAGGGUUAACAUCUGUCUCCAUAGACUGGGAACAGCAUGAUGAUAAUGGUCGCUAUGCUAAACCUCUACAAGCCCCUAGUCAGAUCUCUUCAUUGUUUAGUGGAUCAAGACAAGUUGUCUAUGGCUUUGUGCCUAACUGUCUCAUGGCAACUUUACAUGCAGAGAUUGAUGGCCAUGAGGUCUCAACAAUGGUGUCUACUUCUGACUUGAGUGUCACCCAUGGUACACUCUUGCAUCAACUUACAGCUAGAGGUGUCAUAAGAGACUGGGAAGAGGGCACUUUAGCUUUACAGAGAACGGAACAUGAGGCAGAGAAGAUGAAGAGAAAAAAGCAAAUCAUCAACCUAAGUGUAGAAUACUCGAUCGUGACGCAGUUCACAAGUUUUGUCGCUGUUGAAAAGAGGGACAAGGAUGAAGACAUGACAAAGUCUGAAGGCCCUAGUAUAGAAGAGCUGGUUGCUGAGGAAAAUGUUGACAUUCUUGAUUACAUUGCGUGGAAGGAUAGUGGUGACACUCAUGAAAGACCACAAAGGAGCACUGAGGAAAGAGUCAUCGAUCUUGCCGCGCAAGCCAAGAAAGAAGAGGAAUGUGACUAUGUCAGCCAAGCUCUGAGGAGUUAUGAAGAAGCCAUUGAAUUAGCUGAGAAAGAUCUACCCCCAACUCACCCACUGUGCUUAAGCACGAAAUUGAACCUGUCAGUGUUUUACGAUGAUGUCAUGAAAGAUAAAGACAAAGCAUAUGCCACAUCUAAGGAGGCAUUUGACAAUGCUAUCAGUGAACUGGACUGCCUUAGUGAGGAGAGCUAUGGGGAAUCAACCAGGAUCAUGCAACUUCUCAGAGACAAUAUCACAUUAUGGGGUUCUGAGAUAAAACCACUGCAUGAACCUGGUCAAGUUGAACUUUAUGCUGCCUUGCCUCCAUCUUAUUCACCAACUUCUCCAUCUUAUUCACCAACUUCUGCAUCCUACGAAUAUUCUGCAGACAUGAUGCUGUGUGAAGAGGCUUAUGAAGAUUGUGGGACCUCAGAACCUCAAGAAUUAAGUGAUAUGAGUAUGUGUGACGAUGAGAAGGAGGUGGAAAAAUAUAUAAUUGCACGAUCUUAUAUGAUAAGCGAAUGUCCAGAUAAAUCAGAAAGUGAAGAAGAUGAGGAUAUGGGCUUUGGAUUUUUUGAUGAUGAUGAUGAAGUGUGUUCCAGCAAAGCAAUGCCAGAGAGAAAGAAACCCAUGGAUCUCGAUGAUGUAUACAAUGAAUCUGAUGACAUGUGUCUUCAGAUGUUUGCUCCCACUCAGGAGAUAGUUCAUGCACAGGAACUGCCAAAGCUUAAAAUGGCUUCCGAGGAGUUGAUUCCAGCAGAAAAUAUGUCUAAACAAAGUCCUGAGAAGUCCAGUGCAGGUAUUGUCCAUAGAAAAAUAUUUGGUAUGGCUGAGAGCAAAUCUAUGGAAAAGCCUUUACCUCCCCAACAAAAUCUUGCACAAAGAGACUCUCUUUCUGUUUUGGAAGAAAGGGCAUGUGACCUUUUACAGACUGCAGCAACAUUUGGUGCCCCAUCAGGACGAGGAAGAAGUAAAAUGCCAUUUAAAUCUAAACCAGGGUUAUCUGCACAAAUGAUGAAAGAAGCAGAACCACAGAUAUCUUUUGCUAAGAGCAUCCCCAUGGCUAAGCCAGCCCAAGUUAUGCAACCAAUGCAGCAACAACGACAGAUUAUUGCCCCAGCAAGAGCUUUUGGCAGUUUGUCAUCAAAUAAAGCAAUACCAUCUGAUGGAAUUGGAGUUGAGUCCUCACAUGUUAGAUUUGAAUCAGCUGCCCUUGAUGAUUCAAGAAGAUUGAAUGAGAAAUCUGAAUACCUAUCCUUUUCUAAUGAACCUGUGCAAUUUGGUUUUGGGUCAGCCCAAGUCAAUUUGUUAGACAGGUCAGCACCACCCCCAUCACCACCACCUAUGACAGGUGGAGGGCUGUUUGGAGGUCCUGUAUCCAGUGCAUUUGGGUCAGCCUCGCCCGCUGCACCACCACCUGUGAUGGGUGGAGGGUUGUUUGGAGGUCCUACAUCUCAUACUUUUGGGACAGUUCCACCCCCUGCACCACCCUCUGUUGCAGGUAAAGGGCUGUUUGGAAGUCCUGUAUCCAGUGCAUUUGGGUCAGCCCCGCCCGCUGCAUCGCCACCUGCAGCAGGUGGAGGGCUGUUUGGAGGUCCCACAUCUCGUGCAUUUGGAUCAGCCCCACCCCCUCCACCGCCACCUGUGACAGGUGGAGGGCUGUUUGGAGGUCCUGUAUCCAGUGCAUUUGGGUCAGCCCCUCCCGCUGCAUCGCCACCUGCAGCAGGUGGAGGGCUGUUUGGAGGUCCCACAUCUCGUGCAUUUGGAUCAGCCCCACCCCCUCCACCGCCACCUGUGACAGGUGGAGGGCUGUUUGGAGGUCCUAUAUCCAGUGCAUUUGGGUCAGCCCCGCCCGCUGCAUCGCCACCUGCAGCAGGUGGAGGGCUGUUUGGAGGUCCUACAUCUCGUGUCUUUGGAUCAGCCCCACCCCCUCUACCACCACCUAUGACAGGUGGAGUGUCGUUUGGAAGUCCUUCAUCAAAUGCCUUUAGGUCAGCCCCAGCCCCUCCACCACCAACUGGUUUAUCAUUUGGUAGUUUUGGCUUAGAAUCAGCCCCAUCCCCUGCAGCAGAUGAUGGACAACUUGCUGAUAGUAUAUCUUUUCCCUCUGGAUCAGCUCUACCAUCUAAAUCUGGUGGACCAUUUAGUUUAAGAUCGGCUAAAAGAACAAGUUUAGCUGCUAAAUGUAAUAUGGCUGAGAAAAGUUCAAAUGCAGAUGUAUUAAAAGGAUACCAGUCCAAAGAUUUGACUAUGCCUCCUGAAGUUCCAUCAGCUCCUGUAGCUCCCCCUCCACUUGUACCUCCCCGUCCCUCGCAAACAGGUACCCGUGGAUCAUCUGAACGCAUAUUUUCAAAUAAGGGCAUCAAUAGAGCUGACCCACGUCAUAUUCAAUUAUGUGCAGAACCCCAGCCUUUAAUGUCAUGUAAGGCUCGUGGGAGUCCUUCAAGAAUGAGAGAACGAUCAUUAGAAAAAAUGAGCAUAGAUGUUAUACCAGUUGAGGAAGACACCCUUAUGCGUUCAAGUGAUGCCUUCAAGAGUGAAUCAUAUGAGGAAGGAGCAAUUGAAAACCAGAAAGAUGCUAAGUUGGUGAGGAAAAAGAAGAAAAAAGCCAAAUUGACUAUGGAUACUAGACCUGAAGCUGAUAUGAAGCAAGAAAUAGAUAAAACACAACCACGACGUAUUGCAGAUAAGAAAACAAGAUAUGAUGAAGCUGAGGAAUAUGGAACACUAUUGGAGAAUGUGAACAUAUGUAUUGACUCUGGGCAUGACAUAGAACUGGACCUGUUCUCCUCCGACCCUUAUCAAUAUGACAGGCAAGAUUCAGAUGGCUACCACAGUGGAAUAGGUACACCAGUACCAUCUCUAGUGUCCAGCGAUUUUCACAUGAACAUUGAAGUCAUAAAGCAACUGGUCCAUCUACAAACCCAAGAAGGCUUCUGGGAACUCACAGAAGAGAUUGGUGCCUUGAUAGGCGUUUCUACACUUGGGAUUGAAGAUCUCCUUUGCUCAGCUGGAAUAAGAUCACUCGGCAACAAGGUAUCAACAAAUAUGAAGAGACUUUUAUGCUCUCUAUUGACUGUUCUCCGAAUUAUGCAAUAUCUUCGCCCAGAACUAUUGGACUCAAUAUCAUCAAAGCUGAAAGAAAUCCACACUCUUCAAACAUACAUCACUGAAGUUAUCAACACACUAUGUACUGAUAUGGAGUCUAAUAUGCCAUAUAUUGAGAAUGUUAUAAAGGCAUUGAUGUUCAUUGCUUUGGUGGAUAAGACUUAUCCCUUGGUAUAUAGUACCCUAGAACUUGGGCAUAGCUGGGCAGAGGUUGGUGUUAAGAUAUUGGGAAUGUAGCAGUUGUAAGAAAAUUGAGAAACAAGGGAAGACUUACAACUUUACAAUGAUGCAACUGCUUAAUCAGCGUGUGUCAAAAUUAUGGACAUGUUGCUAUGUAUAUAUUAUGAAGUAGCAAAUCAACCAGCUCAAUUCUUUUUAACUAACUGCUUGAAAGUCUCAGGACUGGUGCUUAUGUUCCACUGCUUACUGACAUAAUUAAUAAAGUGUUAAGCAUAUUAGCCAUGAACGUCUUUUAUUAUAAAAUAGCGUUCAAAUAAAAUUAAAAAACAAUGUGAAGGUUGAUAAUGUGAAAUAAUCUUAAUGUAUCAAUUGUGCAGUAAAAUGGUUAAUAUAUAAAUGGUGCCCACUUAGAGUCUUGUGGACGGUGUUCAGUGGUUGGUGUUUGGUGGUUAUCAUUCAGUGUUUGGUGAUUGGACAUUGGCGUCUGUAUAAAAUGAAUUUUGUGAC